UUUAGUAUGUUCUUCUUUAUCAUACAUUACAUUCCGAACGAUGUAUCCGUAAAACAAUAGGUACUCCUGAAAUCUUUAUUCUGUAACCCCACAAUUUAAGAAUCAAAUGGUUCCAUAUGACCCCUUAGCCUUAGCUCACUAAUGAUGCAUUUCUUGCUGAUAGGGGGAAAUGGAGGGAUGUACUCCCCGGAAAAUGACCAACCGGCAAACAAAAACUCAAUGAUUGAUAUGAAAACAGCAGAACACCAAAGACAGAUCUUGAGGAUGCUUGAGAAGUCCUUGGCGAGGGAGAUCGAUCAUGAAAAGAAGCUGGCCGAGUCAAAUCAACUUGAAGAAGAACUGAGACAUAGGCUACAGUCAGCAGAGGAAGAUGCAUAUUUUAUGGAUGAAGAAGUAAUUGAUGUUUGGGAAAGGUGUUUUGCAGCAGAAAAUACUGCUGAGAUUCUGAUGGGAACCUCGAAAGAGCUAUUGGGUCAACUUCAAGUUCUACAGUUCAACUUGACUUGCACGAGCCAGAGAGAGGCUUAUCUGAAAUCGAGGCUUAAAGAAUCUUCAGACCAAUUGGACGCAAAAGAAACUGCUUUGCAGAAGUUCAAUAGCAGUAGUUCAAAGCUGAAUGACUUCCUUCUAGCUCAAACUGAUAGCCUGAAAGCCAAAUUGGCCGAAGCUGAGGACAAAUUAGUCCUUGCUAAUUCAGAAGCCUUCACUUUAAGUGAGAAGGUCUGUUUGCUCGAAAAGCAGCUGAAAGAAUCUGAGUGUCAGGAGGAUCAUAGCAUUUUGAAUUCUGAAAUCACACGACUGGUUAGUGAAAAUGAGGAUUUGAUGGUAAAACUGUCGAAAGCAGAAAGUAAAGCCGAAAGUGAAGAAAGAAAGUGCCAGUUACUGACAGAAACGAAUAUGGAACUCAAUGAAGAAAUUGAGAUUCUUAAACACAAGUCUGAGAGGGUAGGUGGUUUAGAAAAGCAGUUGAAAGAUUAUGAUAUCAGAAUCCAACAUGCUGAGGCAUCUGCUGAAGCUAGUCAAGAGAAGCAAACCAUGUUGUACUCUACAAUAGGAGACAUGGAGAAUCUCAUUGAGGAUCUCAAGUUGAAAGUUUGCAAAGCUGAAAGACAUGCAGACAGUGCAGAGGAUAAAUGCAUCAUACUGUCAGAAUCUAAUGCAGAGUUAAAUGAGGAACUCGGGUUUUUGAGGGGUAGACUUGAACGUCUGGAAGCUUACUUGAAUCGUUGUGAGGAGACAAAAUUAGUUGCUGCAAAGGGCAUUAGCUUUCAGAGUAAAGUGAUGACUGAUUUAGUGAUGCAAUUAGCUAUUGAAAGAGAACGUCUAAGGAAGCAGCUUUCAUCUCUAGCAUUAGAGAAUAGAACCUUGUUAACACAGCGGCAGCAGACAGAAGAUGAAAAGCAUUUAGCUACUGAUAAAAAGGAAUCUGAUAUCCUGGCUGGUGGUUCAAAGGUGGAGGGUAGUAGGGAAACCAUGUUGGAUGGUGAGACUAAAGCUGGGGCUGUAGUUGAUGUGGGAUUGUCCAACCAAAAGCAAGUUUUGAUGGCAAUGGUGGUUGUAUUCAUUUCAGCAACUUUCUACCUUUUCCAACCAGAGAUUCGCGAAUUCUUCUGAAGAUAUUAGGGAUCUAAUUUUAACUGCCCCUUAGGGAGGCUGAGGAUCAGGUAGCAGCAGCUCCAUGCACACAGAGCAUCAUCAGCGGCUACUGGAAAUUUUUGUGUUCUUUCAACUGACAAACUGUGAGUUGCGACGCAUAGUUACAUUAGUUAACUCCUAGUAGUUUCUGCAAGUUUUUGUGUUCUUGUACUGAGAGAAACCACUAGUUCUUGCUAAGAUUUGUCGCAUAGUUAAUCUGUUAACU
This is a messenger RNA of Linum trigynum, 1861 nucleotides long. The record is from the annotation of a GenBank genome assembly. Lineage: Eukaryota; Viridiplantae; Streptophyta; Magnoliopsida; Malpighiales; Linaceae.